CGCGCACUCGCCUCGCCGUGGCCUCGCCGGCGUCGAGGCUGCCGCUCCAUCGCGCCGGCCCCAUCACGUCCCCCUCUCGCUGUCCGCAGAACUCCACGUCGCCGCGUCCAGCAGGCGUGCCGCCACCCCGUCGCGGCCCGGCUCCUCGCGCGCGCCUGUGCCGCAACACACCUCUCCUCGCGCCUGUGCCGCAGCACACCUCUCCUCGCGCUCCGUCGCCGCGACGCGUCGCUCAGAGCUCCCUGCACGCCAUGUCGCGCUACAACGACCGCGGCGAGCGCGAGUAUGCGCCGCCUCAGCGGCCCCAUGGCGCCGUCGCCGGCCCAUCGGUACGCUCUUCAGCGCACUCGCCUGGCGCUGAUGCGCAAGACACCUCUGCCCGCGCCGGGCCGAGCGCUGCACGCCCCUCGCACGCCGCCGCCUCGGCCGCAGCGGCACCGGCGCAUCCCUGGGCGCAGCGCAGCCACCGGCCUGGCGCGGACAGGACUCGCUCGCUGCCGAGCCAUGCGCCAUACUCGCAUGCUCCGCCGGCGCACUAUGCAGCGCAGCAGCACCGCGAUGCGCCACAGCGGCCCCGCCCGCCGGCGGCGCACAGCUCCAUCAUGCCGCCGCCGGGCCCGCCGCGCCGCUUCGCCGAUGGACCGUUCGCUGGGAGCCCUAUGCCAGAGGCAUAUACACGCGCCAUGUCGCGUCUGCUCUCUGCACCGCCGGGCUCGGACGACCGCUCAGGCUCCUCAGAGCCGCGCGUCGUAGCUGCCGCACCGCCCACGCGCUGGGCUGCUGGGCCCUCGCGGCCAAGCUCUGUCCGCCCGGUCAGCGGCGCCGCGCCUGCAUCCGGCAGCAGCAGAACAGCGGGGCCGCACAUCAGCAAGAGCGACCUCGACUUUCUGCUCAGCAGCGCUGCCAGUCGGGGGCCCAGCGCGGCGCCCUCGGUGCUGCGUGGAGCCAGCGUCCUCGUCAGUCCUGCCGGCGCGACUGGCAGACGACCGGCCGCGAUGCAGGCGCCUUCGAGUCCUGGUCGGUCUGCUUCCAUCCGGCAGCCAUACGAGCACUCGCGCGCCGGCGAAGCAUCCAGCGCUCCGCUGUGUGUAGCGAGCGAGCAGCACAUACAGCCGCCGGGGCCGCCUGGAGCAGAAGCGCCAGCGCUAGGCUCCGAGGCGCACUCUCAACCGCCGGACCGAGAGCAGAGCGGCUCGCAGGCCCGCAUUGUCCAGCUCGACGAGCCUGCUCUGGCAGUCGCUGACCGACAAGACAUCGCCGAUGAACCAGGCGGUGCAGAGCAAGCGAUGCUACAUGACGGCCCGGCGCUACAUGUCGCGAACCAGCCGAUCGAUCCUGGCGAAGACGAUGCGCCGCAGGAUGUGCACAUGACGCAGGCAGACGCAGCACCAAUCGCUGGCGCGUCGGCAAUUCUAUCCGACCUGCUGCCAGCCGAGCAGGCGGCGCAGUCCGAGCCUGCUGCACUGCAGCUGCCAGAUGCGUCGCCGCCGCAGGCGCUGGUGGCUCCUUCCGAGACAGCAGAGCUAGUCGCCCGAGGCGUGCUUCCGCUGCGAGAGCGUUCGGCCCCGCUGUCAUCCGUGGCGGACGUGACCUCGGCGUCGGAGCCGCAAAAUGCACCAGAAGGUCAAGCUCUGGCGGCGGCGCUUCCUCUCGCCGACGUGCCCUCCGCUCCGCAGCCGCCGGCUUCACCGCCGGCUGCUCUCGUCGAGCCAACCCUACGCUCUGAGCCGACGUCUACGCCUGCGAUUACAGCGCCAGCGGCGCCGCCAUCCGAGGCGGAGCCAUCUGUAGCUCCACUACAGCACGCAGAUUCGAGCGCUCGCGUCGCGACUCGACCUGAAGCUCCACCCAAGCCUGCAGUCGAGCUGCGCUCGUGGUUCCUCACGGCCGCCCCCGGAAAGCCGUCUUCCUCGCUCGGCAUCUCUGAGCUUGGUCUGCGGCACUGGCUGUACGUCGAGGGCACCGUGAGGAAGCCAGACGGCGGCGAGGAGCAAUGGCACUCCUCUCUGGUCGUGCGACGACAAGAUCCCACCACCGUGCUGACGGCAAGCGGCAGCCGCUACCUUCUACUCGGCCCGAUGGCCAAGCGCAUCUCGAUGCACAACGGCUGGAGCGCCGAGCUGUGCGAGCACUUCGCCGACGGCUUCCCGGACGACUGGGUCCAUCUGGCGGCGCACGACAUUGCUCAACAGGAGGCACGUGCGCGCCAGGCCAAGCUCGCAGCGUCUCGGAGGAGUGUCGCCAGCGCCGGGCUGCCCGCAGACGCCGAGGCAGGCGAAGAGGCGGCAGCUGGUCCUUCGGAGCCGAAGAAGAGAAGCCGUGCUUCUAAGGGCUCGUCGGCUACUAAGAAGACGCUCGCUGAGGAGAUGGCGGACAGCAAAGUCGGCACUGCCGAUGUCGCCGCUGCUGCAGCUCUUGAUCGCACCUCGAAGGCGGGACGAAGCUCGGCAGCGGCCAGUCGCAAGAAGCCUCAAGCUCAUGCGAUCGCAACGGCAGUGCGGCAGGAAGCCGGUCCGUCAUCGAAGCUGCCGUCAGCACCGAGUGACGCGAAGCCCAGCAGCACUCGUCCUGCGACUGCACGCACGCGGUCAGAGCCGGAAGGUCGAGUCGAAGGUCUCCCAUCGCCUUCGCAGCGACCGAUCAAAGCGGGUGCGCGCAAGCGCCCUCGCGACUCGGUGCUACCGCCAUCCAGCCCGGAGAGUCCUGAGAAGCCGCAGCUGGGCGACGCAGGCCGCGAUAGGCCCCCUUCGGUCAAGAAGGCCAGGCCAGACGAAGACCGGUCGCGAGACUCGGACAGCCGCCAUGCUAUGAGCCGAGCGAAGCCGCAAGCUCAGAGCAAGGCGCAGAUCGAGGAGCCAGAGCAGUCAAGCGACGAGGAGCAACACGACCAGUCGAGUCCGCGCGAGUCGGAGGACGACUCGGACAAGCACGAGGCGUACGUGCCCACGCCGCGCAAGCCCAAGCGUGUGCCGGCUGCGCGCCGACGAAGCGACAACGCGGGCUCCAGCACGUCUGGCUCGGCAAGCAAGAUCCAGCGUCAUGCCAGCGAUCCGACGGGCUCGAAGAAGCCGCGCACUUUGACGGGCAAGAGCAAGGCUCGCCAAUCGGAAGCCAGCACUUCCGCCCCACGCCCGCAUGUUGCGCACUUUGCACCGCCUCCUCUGCCGCAGCAGCACGACCUUGAUGCCGACAUGCCACCAAUCGACGACUUUGGCGACGAUUCGGAUGAUCUCGGUGGGCUGGGCGCCGACGAUUCGAUCAUCGUGCCCGGCAACGUCAGCGGGCCUGUGGGCUGGAUCGCGGACACAGAUGUGCCAGAGCGCAGCCUUGCGCCUGCAGAGGCGCAAGAGGACGAAGUAGCUCAAGCACGAGGCAAGUCUGCUUCGCACGGAGACGCUUCACUCCCUGCGACAGCGCCUGUCGCGGCGCCAUCGGAGCAGCUGCAGUCCGAAGAACAGGUUGAGCCGGCAGCAUCCCAUUCUGCGGGUCGGACUGGCGUGAGCAGUUCUCAAGCUGCAGCCGCAGAGGCGAGCAGUCAAGUCGACGCGCACGAGCCGGUAGCGGCACUGGAGCCGCAGGCGCUGCUCCCGCCACACGACGAGCAGGUCCCUGCUACGGCGCACGAUUCCCCCGCCGACAUCGCGACGAGCAACAAGGCCGUGUCGGAUGACGAGGUGGACGGUGCCAUCGGUCCGCCGCGCUCGCCGGAGGUACAAGUCCCCUCCAAGCCAGCUGUCGAGAAGGUGCCAGCUGCUUCAAUUGCCUCUGCUCGUGAGACGACCGCCUCCGCGACUGAGCCGGCACGAGCCACCUCGCCGGCCGCAGGCUCGGACGCACCGACAAGGUCUCCGGCCGCUGCAUCUCGACCUCGGCCUCGCAAGAAGGUGACCGUCUCCCGACGUGCCAGCGCCGGCACGACGCCCAAGGGCAUCUCACGCGAGGUCGCGAACCUCGGACGAACGGCGUUCGGCGUCAUCGGCGUCGUGCGGCGGGCCAUGCAAGAUGAGCCCGCUUCGUCUGACCCGAAGCGCGCGAAUGAGGACGAGGAGGAGGAGGACGCCUCCGAGCCAGAGGCCAGCAAGGCGGCUGCGCAACGCAGCGGGCGGCCUGUGCGGGCUCGUGCUUCCAACGGCGUGGGUCGCUGGUGGGAAGUGUCGGGCUCGCCGAUGCCUGCACGAGCGACCGCCCGCAGCAGUCUGGCGCCGGUCAAGGCACAGGCGAGCGUCUCGAGCACCCUGGCCUCGCCGAGCACAGCUGCUGCCAGGAAGACGAGCGAAAUCAAGGCCCGUGUCGUCUCGGCUCCGCAGUCACGACCGAAAGCUCGCAGCAGCGUGCCUCGCCCAUCCGCGUCGGACGCCUCCGACUCCGACUUGAGCUCGCCAGAUGACGGCCGUGCUGGCGCGUCUGCUCGCUCGACGAACGGUCGAUCUGUGCAGUCGCGGCCGAGCUCAAGCACUUCCACCACCUCGUCUGCCAAGCGACGACGAAGCCAGAGCGGCGACAGAAAGGCGCCGACGACUGCCACGCCACGCAAGGCCGACGGCGGCAAGAGCCCGGCGCGCCCGAAAGCGCCAGCGGCAGCCUCGAUGACGCGCAGCGCCGGCGGCAUCACGUUCGCCAUUGCAGACCCGUCCGAGAUGGCUGCCGAUGCGUACGACUUCUCCGACUGAGCUCUCCCUCGUGUUCACACCCCGUCACCGCUGCGCCAUCACAUGUACACUAGGGGUCAAGUCAUUGUUUCAGUGCCAGAGAGCCACAUG
Tilletiopsis washingtonensis is the source of this 4760-nucleotide messenger RNA. RefSeq lists its product as hypothetical. Bases 252 to 4670 code for a protein of 1472 amino acids. The transcript is spliced from 2 exons. Lineage: Eukaryota; Fungi; Basidiomycota; Exobasidiomycetes; Entylomatales. The record is from RefSeq and is a predicted model, not a curated record.